AACGGAAAAAUCCAGAGGCGCGAAACUCGAAACUUCUCCCGCCGCGCGCCCCUCGUUUUGUUUCGCACCCCCCGUCCUUCCAUUCCAUCUCCGAGAUCUGCCGUUCCGAUCCCCUCCCACCUCCGACUCCUCGUGAGAAUCCUCCCCGGCGAAGCCAAGCGGAGCGGAGAUCCCUAGGCCGGCGCCAUGGAUACGGAGCCCUUCGACGAGGCGGACCUCCUCGCCCUCCCGGCCUCCCCCGUCGCCUCCCCUCCCCGCCGCCUCAAGCGCCUCAAGAAAUCCUUCCAGACCGCCGCUGCCGCCGUCUCCCCCCAUAAAUCUCCGCCGCCGCAGCCGCCGGCGGAGGAGGAAACCCUGGCCCCGCACCUCGGGUCUCCCCCUCCUCCUCCGAACCACUCCCCACCGCCUUCAGAGGAGGAGGCCGUGGCCCCGCGCCUAGGAUCUCCUCCUCCCCCGACGACGAACCCCUCUCCCCCGCCGCCUCCGCCGGCGCCAGACGCGGAGGCGGUGGCCCCGGCGCCGUCCUCGCCUCCCGUCCCCGUCUCCUCGCCGCUACCGCCGGCCGACACCGCCGAGGACGACGAUGAGGAGGGGGAUGACGGGCUCGACCCGCUCUUCUCGGAGUCCGCCGGGGGCGGGGGUUGGGACCCGCUGGGUCUGCCGACGGGAGAGGACGACGACGACGAGGAGGAGAUGCUGGCGGGAGGAGGGCUCAUCGAGGAGCUGCGGAGGGAGAAGGAGAAGUCCUCCGCCAAGAAGCGGCUCAACAUGGACGAGGGUGAAGAGAGGGUCGAAAUGGCUGUCGAGCCAGAGCGCGAGGUCGCUGUGACGGGGAAGAGGAGCAAGAGGAAGAAGAAGGAUGCGGAUGCGGAAGGGAAGGGGAAGAAGAAGAAGAAGGCGGAGGAUGGGGAGGGGAAGAAGAGGAAGAAGGACAAGGUGCCCAAGGAGUCGGCCGCAUCCAAGAAACGGGCCGAGAAGGAGAGGAGGGCUCAGCUUGAAUCGAUCCAUGCCGAGUCGCAGAGGCUGCUACGAGAGACAAGAAAGGCGUCAUUUAAGCCAAUUGCAGAGCCAGUGUACAAACCCAUCUCGUCAGUCCUGGAGAAGAUCCGUCUUCGGAAGCUGGAGAUUCAGAAAAUGUCAAAUACUCCUGUCGAAGAGGAAGAGGAAGAGGAAGAGGAAGAGGAAGAGGAAGAGGAAGAGGAAGAGGAAGAAGAAGAAGAUGCCUCUUCAGAGCCCGAAAGCGAUCCCGCUGAAAAGCCAGCCAUACCCGAGGUUAAGGAAGCGGGUUCAGAUGACAAAAAUUUGAAGAAUGAUGAUGCUGACAAGGAGGUUGGAGCAAAUGCUGGUGACCUGAGUGACCACACCAGUCUCCCUGAGGAUGAGGAUGCUGUGAUUAGCGACAAGGAUCUUAAUAAAUGUGGUAACAAAUCUCCAAACAAGGAACUUGUUGACAAUUCUCAAGAUAAACAUGAAGACAAUGCCCAACCAAGCGAUGACUCCAUUGAUGCUGUAGAUGAAGAAGUCCAUCUGCCUCCCUCUUCAAGCCCUACCAAGAAUACAGAUGAUAGUUCUUCAGAAGAUGAAGAAGAGGAAGAAGAUAAUGACAAGGAGAACAUAUAUCCAGGCAUUCAGAAAAAUGAUGUAAAUACCCAUCAACAACCUCGACGAACUCUUGCAAGUGAUUCAUGUCCAGAUGCUGCUGUCCUGAAAGACUUUCUAGACGUUGAAGCUGAGGAAGAGGACGACAGUGAUGAUGACAUGUCGAGGUUUAAGGACAACGAAGAAGAUGAUGGCGAUGAUGAAAAUGAAGUACUUACUGCUCUGAUUGCUGCUGGAUUUGAAGAAGAAGAAGUAGAUCAUGAGAAACGUAAUGCACUCCACCAAAAGUGGCUUCAGGAUCAAGAUGCUGCUGAAACAAAUAAUUUCAUUCAAAGAUUAAAAUAUGGUCAUCAGGAGCAGAAAGUGUUGAUGGAGGAAGACGAAGAUGAUAUCGAAGACUGUGAGGAUGAAUCAGAAAAUGAAAGGUCACAUGACUUGACUCCAAAUAUUGUGCGGCAGAAUUCUGAGAAGGCAAAACAAAUGAUUGCCAAAAUGUUCACAGAUGAGAAUGACACUUAUGAACACUCUGAUGAUGAGGAAAUAGAGGAGCAUUUGGCCCGUCAACGUAUUUCAAAGCGAGAAGUUCAUAGUACUUCGUUCAUAUCUCCAUUGGAAGAUGACAGUUCAAGGGAAAUGUUUAGCCUUAUAAAGAAGCUCAAUAUUGCUCCUCAAGCCCCCAAGAGGAGGGGCAAGCAAGCCACAUCAAAUCUUGAAAUGCUUAUGGUCGGAAGUAACAGCAACUCAUCAUCAAAGUCUUCUUUUCUCGGCCGAACAACGAGUGGUCCAAUCUCAUCUUCUCAUAGAUCAACUUACAAAGGCUACAUUUUCGGUCGCGAUGACAGCAACAGCAACAGCAAGAGCUGCUUUGCAGCCUCUGAGAGUAACUCGGAUGUGCAGGACCAGGUGAACCCCAGCCAAGCCAAGAAAGCGAAGUUCAGCAGUUCACAGACAAAGCCAGCCGCAUCAGGCACAAGCUCCGAGGGUGGCUCGACUUCAGGCGCCUCUCUGUUCGAGCUCCUGCGCAGGUCAACUUCCGCCGCCGAGAAGCAAGAGCACAAGCGCCCCGAAAGCUUCGGCAUCAUCACGGAGAGCCAAGCUGUGCACCAGUUCUCGGCGUUCAAGCUGUCAAGGAAGUUCUCCAAGAUAGGAGCAAGGAACUGACUCACAUAGCCUCCCUUGACCUACUCACAAUUGCUCCCUUGCACCUGUUUACGUCAAAAGGCAAAGCACUUUUUUCGCGGUAUUUUCAGAUGUACCUGUCUGUGCUCUGGAAAAAUGCACAUUGGAUAUAAACUCUGUAUCACUUUAGGUUCAAGAUAAAUGUGCGUCUGUGUUUGCUGUAUAUCGGUUUUUCUUAAGGCUGCUGUAUACAGUAUCAGUUGGUUGUC
This is a messenger RNA of Triticum dicoccoides, 2987 nucleotides long. RefSeq names its product glutamic acid-rich protein-like. Lineage: Eukaryota; Viridiplantae; Streptophyta; Magnoliopsida; Poales; Poaceae. The record is from RefSeq and is a predicted model, not a curated record. The coding region runs from base 187 to 2760 and encodes 857 amino acids. The transcript is spliced from 12 exons.